Molecule: messenger RNA, 2199 nt
Organism: Rhipicephalus microplus (southern cattle tick)
Lineage: Eukaryota; Metazoa; Arthropoda; Arachnida; Ixodida; Ixodidae
Source: RefSeq, a predicted model, not a curated record
AUGCGUCGAGCCUUCGCUCUGACCACCGGUCUCGGGGCCCUGUGUUUCGUGUUCCUGUCGCGCUACACGACCGUGCUCCCCUGGCUCAGCUGGUGGAAGUCGGUGCGCUCGGAGGAAGACGAGGACCUGGAGGCCAGCGGCUACCUGAUCCGAACGCCAGAGUGUCACAUCCCCGCCUGGGACCCGUUCGACCCCAGCGUGGCACACCUGUACCGCAAGGUGGCCGACUUCGUGUGCCCCGGAAGACCCUCCUUCCUGCGCGUCCGUCCCAACGCGGUGCUGAUGGCGGACGACGCGCUCCUCUGGCGUUACUACAAGCUCAAGCACUCGCAAGUGAAGUGCACCUACAGGGAAGUGUACAGGACGCCCAACGCCCCGGCGCACGUGGCCGACGAUCGCUACAACCUGAGUGCUCCGAGGCAGCUGACCUUCGGUAAACCGCUGAAAGUGCACCACGCCAUCGUCAACUGCUUCCACGACCACAAGGAAGUGCUAGUGCAACACGUGCCUCUCGUGCCUCUGUCGCCGGAGCUGGAGCUGAAACUCACGAAACUCCAAGAGUCUUCCGAAAACUCGGCGGCGGUGAAGUUGAACGUACUCAUGGUGGGCGUGGACUCUAUAUCAAAUCUCAAUUUCGAAAGGCAUAUGCCAAGGACCAAAGGCUUUCCUAAAGGAUGUUCUUGGGCGGUACAACUUCACGGCUACACCAAGAUAGGUGACAACACGUUCCCCAACAUAGUGGCACUGCUGACGGGGCACUUCCUGGAGUACUACUGGAACGAAAGUAUGUCCAGGUUCACGUUCGACGGGCUGGCACUUCGUGUGGAAAGAUUUCGCCAAGAGGGGGUACCGCUCACUGUUCGCAGAGGACGCGCCUUACACCUGCUCGAGCGCCUCUACAGCAGCGGGGCACUCAAGAACACGCUACUCGUGUUCUUCAGCGACCACGGUCUGCGCUUCGGGCCCAUACGCUCAACGUUCGUGGGGAAGCUCGAAGAGCGCAUGCCCAUCAUGUUCCUCGCCUUCCCAGAAGCCUUCGCGCAGCAGUACCCGGCCGCGGUUGCGCGGCUACGGACCAAUACUCGGCGACUCACGACGCCCUUUGACGUACACGCGACGCUGCAGCACUUGGCUUCGUUCCCACCGGAACAUCCCCACCGGACGAUGCACGGCCUCAGCCUGUUCCACGGGGUGCCGUUCAACCGAAGCUGCGACGACGCGUUCAUCUUUCCGCACUGGUGCACCUGCCAGAACAGGACGGUGGUGCCGGUCAACGAUCCCGGUGUGAUCAACGCCUCGCACGCGUUGGUGAGCGCCGUCAACUCUCAGCUCGAGAGCAGGGCCGAACUUUGCAGCCCGCUCGAGCUCGACAAGGUCGUUGACGCGACGGUGUCGCAGCCCAACGAGAAGGUGCUGCGCUUCGUGCGCCACUACCACGACGUCAUAGGUCGCGGAGUGCAGCUUGGAAAGCGAGUGACCGCGCCGCUGGACUACAUGGUCACGGUGAUGGUGAAACCCAGCAGCGCACUGCUAGAGGCCACCAUUCGCUACUACGAACCGACGGAACAGUACGUCGUGCUCGGUGACGUAAGCAGGUUGAAUAUGUAUGGCAGUCAGGGGGAGUGCAUAUCGGAUGCGGUUCUGCGUAAGUUCUGCUACUGUAGGACGCAAGUGAACACUGAUAGGGGACCAGGAUGAAGCACGUCUUGCAGAGAAACAAACACUGGUCUUAAACACUGACGACGAGGCCCUAUGGACGGCACCUCGUGUUUUCCAGCUCACACUUCACGACGGACGUCACGUGCAUUCAUUCAUGCAGCGAGUGUAUACGGAAUAUCACCUCGUGCUGCGAGUGUGGUAACCUCCGUCGAAAAGAGCGUGUGUAUUGUCACUCACUGACACGACAUGUCCAUGCACCUCAGCGCUAAGCUCGGCAGCUUCGCGCUGUUUUUAAAAGACAAAUGGAGCUGAACAUUGCACGAAGUGUCGUAUGCUUACAACGUGCAUUUAAAUGAGCUUUUAUUUAUUUAUCACCACACCCAUCUCAAACAGAACACGCCGAAAUAAUUUAUGGACAAAGUUUAAUUCUAAAACACGGCGAAAGAAACCUAAAUGCUGUGGGCCAGUCAAGUCAAUUCAUCGAGACUUAUGCCGAGAUGAACCGAGGUGACACGAAUGAGCUUAAAACUUGGAAGAGCA